This is a messenger RNA of Stomoxys calcitrans (stable fly), 2172 nucleotides long. It is a transcript of the gene PK1-R, whose product is annotated as pyrokinin-1 receptor. Gene Ontology annotation, molecular function: neuropeptide receptor activity. The transcript is spliced from 5 exons. Gene Ontology annotation, cellular component: plasma membrane. The record is from RefSeq and is a predicted model, not a curated record. Gene Ontology annotation, biological process: neuropeptide signaling pathway. Lineage: Eukaryota; Metazoa; Arthropoda; Insecta; Diptera; Muscidae. Bases 509 to 2062 code for a protein of 517 amino acids.
AAACCGAGUCCCAAGUGAUGGGAUGAAAAUAAAGUUGCCGGCAAAAUAAGAUGGGUGGAUGGAUGUGUGGGCGAAAUCAAGAAAGGAGGGCCUGCGAACUCAUGGAAAUGAAAACAAAAACAAGCAUAUUUGCACACCAGGCCACAGCGACGACUACGACAACAACGAAAAGAAAACACAAUGAAAUUAGCAAAACAAUUACAUUUUGGAAAAACGAAAAUUAAGUGAAAAACAAGCAGGGGCAAAGCCCCAAUGUGUAUUUCAGCGGAAAACUUAUGCGAACGACCAGAUAAAUUUCAGCUUCGGACGAAAGAGGACCUUUUCGGCGGGAAAUCGUUUGCGAAAAAAUAAUAAAAUACCAAAAGUAAUCUCAAAGUGCAGUUAAUGAUUUUGUAAUAGAUAUUCUGUUUGAAUGUUCAAAAAAGCACGUUAUUAAAUGUAAACAGUGGCAACUUUAAAAACACAGUUAUAUAUAUUGGAAAAGUAUCCCAGAACGAUUUUAACGAAUAUGGAAACCUCAACAUUUAUAGAAAUGAUAAAUUCAACAGAUGCUGCGGCAAAUACCUUGCAAAGGAUGGCAAGCAGCGGAUCUUCCUAUGAACAAACUACCAGUCCACAGCAAUCAGAGUCAAAUCAAGAAAUGGAGCCUAAACGUGAUUCCCUGCAAGUUGUUAUACCCCUGACCAUAAUCUAUACACUGAUCUUCAUAACCGGAGUCAUUGGCAACAUUAUCACCUGUAUUGUGAUCAAAAAGAAUCGCUCUAUGCAUACAGCCACCAAUUAUUAUCUCUUCAGUUUGGCCAUUUCCGAUUUUCUUCUCUUGAUCUCUGGAGUACCGCAGGAAAUCUAUUUAACCUGGUCCAAAUAUCCCUACGUGUUUGGUGAAACAUUUUGCAUAGGUCGUGGCAUUUUGGCCGAAAUGUCAGGCAAUGCUACUGUUUUAACUAUAACCGCCUUUACGGUGGAACGGUAUGUGGCCAUUUGUCACCCUUUCUUGGGCCAAGCCAUAUCGAAACUGAGUCGUGCCAUACGCAUCAUUAUUCUCAUUUGGAUUCUAUCCAUACUCACAGCUGUACCGCAGGCUUUACAAUUUGGCAUCAUACCCAUCCAUGGAGUGGAGAAAUGUGUUGUGGUCCGCAUUAUCAUACAACAUUCGUUUCAAUUGUCCACCUACAUUUUCUUUUUCGCCCCCAUGUCCAUAAUAUUUGUUCUCUAUCUAUUGAUUGGCAUACAUCUGCACCGAGCCGAUGUAAUCGCAGGAGGUGGGGCAAUAGCAUCAGCCGGUACUUUAGAAGCCGCUAAUGAACAUUGUCAGCAUGGCAAAAAUAUGAUGAUGACCCGUUUUCGUCGUGACAUUUCUGGAGAUUUAAAUGAUCGAAUGACACGGGGUCAACAAGGACGACAAGGCAUGAAAAGUGUCCAGAGUGAUACGAUUUUGUAUCGUUAUUCGGGUGGUGGACAAGUUAAUGCAGUACGCGGAAGAAUGAAUCAAAUCGGCACUAAGAGGGUGUUGAAAAUGUUGGUGGCGGUGGUGAUUUGUUUCUUCUUGUGCUGGGCCCCAUUUCAUGCACAACGUCUCAUUGCCGUCUAUGGUUGGGUGGGCGUGCAAUCCGAUGGUCCCAGUAAUGAUCUCGAAGAAGGUGUUGUCACCGAGGCCAUCAAUAAUGCGGGAUCUUUUACUAUAACCCUAAACGAGGACGCAAGCACAACAGGUGUCGAGAAUGAUCAGAAUACGGCCAACAACAAUCAUCACGAAGUCGUCUAUACUGUAAUGACUUACAUUUCGGGUGUUCUCUAUUACCUGUCGACAUGCAUCAACCCAUUGCUGUACAAUUUAAUGAGUAAUAAAUUUCGACAAGCAUUUAAGUCCAUACUGUUUGGAAAGAAAUCAACAAAUCAACGCAGAUCUCAGAAUUCCCAUCGCAGUAUUGGACGUAAAGUCACCUUGACUUCUACCACGACCACAACGAGAGAUUCCAUAGAUUCGGAACUACAGACGAAGGUGUCAUUAAUGCAGACCUGUUUGAAUGAACGAAAAAUGAAUUCCGAAAUGAUUCCAUAAUAAUUUAUCUAUUCCCCUAUCUUGGCCAUAUGAGUUCAAAUAAUGUUAAUUGUUUUUUGUAUUUUGUUUUGAUUUUCUCUCAAGUUUUUCAUUAUAAAUGAAAUUGUUGG